Molecule: messenger RNA, 2908 nt
Organism: Gryllus bimaculatus (two-spotted cricket)
Lineage: Eukaryota; Metazoa; Arthropoda; Insecta; Orthoptera; Gryllidae
Source: the annotation of a GenBank genome assembly
AGGCACCAGUCGUGUCUGGGCGCGCGCGCACGGCGGUCGGUUCGUCUGACGAGUACUGGGCGCGCAUGGCCGGUGCAGGUCGAGGUGCGCGAGCGAGUCCUUUGUCAGUGUGUGCGCGCCGUGUGAGUGCCGUCGGGCAGCUUUGCAACCAUGCCCAAAGACUUGGAUGUCAUCCUGGAGGAUGUGGGACAGUUCGGGAAGUACCAGAUUAUUACCUACUUCAUCAUCAGUCUGCCCAUGGUGUUCGCUAUUGUCUCCAGCCAUAGUUUCGUGUUUACGUCGGGUGAUAUGACAUAUAGAUGUCAAGUCCCAGAGUGCGAGGGAAACAUCACGGAAGCCAGCGAGGAGAACUUCAUCCCCUCGUGGCUCCAUAGGGCUGUGCCCUUCGAAGAAAAGGCUGUGGGCCUUAUGCCUAGUCAGUGUUACCGCUACACGCCAACAACGAACGAUAGUGUAAUAAGUGACAAUUGCCCGACACAGGCAUUUUCCAACUACACUAAGGAGCGUUGUGAAAAUUGGGUGUUCAAGGGUGAAGAGUCUUCCAUUGCGAGAGAGUGGUCGCUUACAUGUGACGACAACAAGAUGAGUGUGGCAUUUGUAUUUGCUGGCAUGAACCUUGAAUUUCUACCUCAAUGGGCCUUGGUAACAAAUAUUUAAAUUAUAUGCCUCAAACUGGACUCAUUGGGAAAUGCGGGUCUCCAACUUCUUACAUAUUUAUCGGAAAUGAAUAGAUUUGGAAGAAAGAAAACACUGUGUUCAUCUCUCCUUGCUAGUGGCCUUUGCUGUUUCUUGUUCAUUGGAAUUCCUGGAGAUUGGAUAUGGCUGCGAAUUGCUUUAUACCUGUUUGGAAAAUUCAACAUUACAAUAUCCUUUGAUGUAUUGUACAUAUUUGCUGUUGAACUGUUUCCUACUGAACUAAGACAAACUUGCUUGGCUGCAUGCUCUGUACUUGGAGGCAUGGGACAGAUUCUUGCACCUCAACUGCCUUUAUUGUCUAACUACAUGGAAUCAUUACCUCUGAUAUUAUUUGGAAGCAUGUCUGUUGCAUCCGGAAUUCUUGCCCUACUACUUCCAGAAACUCAAGGUACUAAACUUCCAGACACAGUAGAAGAAGCAGAGAACAUCAGCUUGAAGAGAAGACAAAUAAAACAAGAUGCUCUUGCUCAAGUCGAAAGUGAAGGAUUGAAAAAUUCAACUCAUUAAUAAUUAGAUAAAUUAGAUAAUUAUUUUAUACAAUAAAUUUUCAUUAUAUGUUUAAUAUAAUCAUAUGUUCCAGUUUGAGUGUGAUAGUAUCCUCAGCUAUCUCACUUUCACUGAAAGGAAAACUUCAUUUGUUCUACAUCUCAGUAAAAAAUUAUAAUUUUAACAUUAAAUAUUGUAGAAGUUAUAAACAAGUGAAAUGUUAAAAAUAUAACUUUUCUUUACACAACAACAAAAUAAUUGACAUCCAGAUUUCUUCUGCAUUGAAAUAUGUAAGUCACUUGCAGCAGUGCUCAUGGCACUGCCACAAAAUUAUGGACUCUCUUCCAUGAAGCAUAAGAUAAAUAUUGGGUUUUUCCUAAUAAUGGUGGAAUGAAACAAUGAAGUAUAAUUCCUGCCAACUACAAGAAGUGCAAUUGUCAAUGCUGCUUUCCAGUUCAGAUUCACCCAAUAUUGUAUAUAUUAACAGAUUGACUGAAAUGAAUGUAUAAAUCAUGUCUAUAAAGCUAAUACAUGAAAAUGGUACUUCAAUGGCCUUAAAAAAGUGAUAUUUCAAUGCCUUUCAUCUCACAUUGCCUUCUGUAACUAAUAAACUAAUGUAGCAUGAAUAUCAAACAUUGUAAUUGCAAGAACAAAGAAAUGUCAGAUUUAUUAUGUUUCACAUUUAAUACAUGUAAUGUAUCUUUUGAUCUAAGGAAAUGGAAAGUAUUUUUGGAUUUCAAGGAAAUAUGACUACCUUUAGUUAGUGAUGGUGUAUAAAAGCCCACCAAAGUAUUAAUCAUUGCUCCAUUUCUCACUUAUUCACUUAGAAAAAAUUAUUUGCAUAUUAUAAUGUAUUAUGGAAAAGUACAAUAUUUAUUCUUAUAGUUGAUCAUGAAUUCAAAGAACAGAGAAGAACUUUUAAAACAAUAGUAGCAUCUCAAUUAAUCUAUGCUUGCCAAGAAACGAUUAGUUACUGAAGAAUGUGAAGUUAAACUUUUCAUUAAAAUACAUUCUCAUAUUAUUUCACAAUCUAGAUUAAUUAUUAUAGUGUUUAAUUUAAGAUUAUUCAAUGAAAAAUCUGAAGUGGAUGACAUUGAAUUUGAGAAUGAUUUGAGUAUUUGUGCAAACUACCGUGCCUUUUUUAAGAAAGACUGUAUUGUGUGUGCAUAUUAUUAUUAUUAUUUUCUUUUUUUGUUUCAUUUCUGUAUUCUUUGAAGGUUGAAGAAUGGAACAGUAAUUAUUCCCAGAAUGUUACCUGCCUUAAAGGGUAAAUUAAAGCAAAGACAAGUUACCCUUUUCAGUCCUGCAGCUUUUUGAGAAAUAUUACCAUUAAAGAUGAAAUGACCAAGUAGUUACUUACCUCUUCUAACAAUAAAGGAAUAUUUUAUUUUUAAAGAGUCAGAAAUGAAAACAGUCACUGAAUAGAAAUAUUGUUCUGUAGGAAAGUACAAAUGACAUUGUACAUAUUAGAUGGAGUUAUUAGUAAAGCAAUUGCUAUAUUUUGCUUUGCAAAAUGAAUUUUAAGUGACCUGAAUCUUUAAUAAUAAUACUGUUGUUUAUAAACAGUCUCUUUGUAUAAUUUUAAAUGGUAUUUAUAUGCUUGUGAAAAUGGUGUAUCACCAUUUGAAGAAUAACAUUGUCAUCAACUUUUGUAGCAGAAUUCAUUUAUUAAAUUUAUUUACUUGUGUUUUUGUAGUUUUUUCAUUGUCCAUUCCUCUAUUUUAUG